AGUGUUUACUGUUUACACACACGAUUUGGCGUUAUACUUUUUGGUGUUACUUAUGGAGAAUUCUAUACGUUUUAUAACGGUUUUAUACAAUUAUAAUAAUUAUUUGUGUUGGUUUUUUGGAUAAAUCGUCUUAUACGAAUAUAUUUUACGCUUAUAUUGACAAAAUGGUUGCAUCUAACUCCUGGCUCGCAUACUUGAAUAAAUUCAGGCUAUUUAAAUAUGGGAAGAUGAAUCGAAAGCUCACGUUCAAAAGACUCUAUAGCGUUGGUAAAAACGAUAAAGAAGAAGAAAAAUUAAAAGUUCCAUGGUUUUCUAAAUCGUGCACCGAAGGAUAUGAAAAAACUGAAACAUUUAUAAUUGGAAUAGAUUACGGUACAACUCAUUCCUCCGUUGCUGUUAUGGAUAAUAAACAAACUAAAGUUAUCGAAAAUACCGAAGGAUCGCGUACAACUUCUUCAGUUGUUGCAUUCACCAAAGAUGGUGAACAAUUAGUCGGAUCUUCAGCUAAGCGACAUGCGGUUACCAAUGCCCCUAACACGUUUUAUGCUACUAAGCGGCUGAUUGGAAGACGUUUCGAUGACGCUGAAGUCAUCAAUAUUAUGAAAUAUUUACCUUACAAAGUUACUAAAUCACCUGAAGGCGAUGCCUGGGUAGAAAGCGCCGACGGGGAAACGUUCUCUCCUAGUGAGAUUGCAGCAUUUAUUUUAAAGAAAAUGAAAGAAACCGCCGAAGCGUACUUGCAAACGCCUGUAAAAAAUGCGGUCAUCGCUGUACCUGCCUAUUUCAAUGAUUCUCAGAGACAAGCUACAAAAGAUGCUGCUCAAAAUGCUGGUCUUAAUGCUCUAAUCAUCGAUGAACAUACCGCAGCCGUAUUAGCUUACGGUAUCAAUAAUACUGACGACAAAGUUAUUGCUGUUUAUGAUUUUGGUGGAGGUACUUUCAACGUAUCUGUGUGUGAAAUCCACAACGGAGUUUUCGAAGUGAAAUCUACCAACGGUGAUUCGUUCUUGGGCGGUGAAGAUUUCGAUAACGUUUUGCUCGACUAUUUUGUAUUUAAUUUGAAAUCUGAUCAAGGAAUUGAUGUCACAAAAGAUCAAGUCGCUAUGCAGCGAUUGAAGGAAGCUGCCGAAAUUGCUAAAAUUGAGUUAUCGUCUUCCCUUGAGACCAGAAUCGAUUUACGGUAUGUGACAGUUGACACGUCUGGUCCUAAACACUUGCAUUUGAAAUUAACGCGAGCGAAGUUCGAACAUCUUGUCGCGGAAUUGAUCGAAAAAACCGUAGCUCCGUGUCAAAAAGCUUUACAAGAUGCUCAAGUCAACAAGUCUGAUAUUAGUGAAGUUUUAUUAGUCGGUGGUAUGACUAGAAUGCCAAAGAUAAAAGCUACUGUGAAAGAAAUAUUUGGAAAAAUAGCCAGUCGAACAAUCAGCGUUGACGAUGCCGUAGCUGUUGGCGCUGCUACGAAAGGUGGAAUAUUGCUUGGAAAAGCGACCGACACCCACCUGACACCAGCUAAUUCAUCUACGAAUAAUGACACGGAAUAUGUUAGAUUUUUAGAAGAUACUCUGGUUCAGGCGGUGCUUGGAGAUGAAGCUCUUGACCUAAUCGAGCCUCCAGUUGCACGAGAGUUGGUAGUGAAAAUCAUGAAACGACGACUAAGAUUCCCCGAUUUACCACCAACUCCGGCGCAACCUGGAUGUGUAUAUUAGGUGGAUUUUUCCUCAAAUCGCAGAAACGAGCUUACGUUUCAUAACCCUCACCCUGCGCUAGCAUUGAAAGUUUUACAGUCUGACGAUAAUAGACAAGCAGUAUUAGUGGCUCCUUGCAGUAGCAAGCGUGAUCGAUUUUCCCCUUCGACAAAAAUGUUUUCAAUCCAAUUAAAAUCCAUGACGCACGUUUAUUCCCAAUUUUGUCUUAUCGACUCAAGAAGAAUUGUUGAAGAAAAACCUUUAGCGACCAUAGAUUUAAGUAAAAAUUCGAAAUAUUAUGGUAUUAUAAAGCGAUUCGUUAAAUAUUUAUUCGAUUUCUGAGAGGAGCAAUCCUAUAUUUUUUUCCAAUUCGUGUUGACUGUUGUGUGUAUCCGUAAUUGUCUUGUGAAUGUAAAUUAUUAUCUCAAUUGUGAUUAAUAUAGGUACGUGUAUUUUUUUAAAAUAUUUAUACAGGAGACAUUUUAAAAAGUUUUGAAAAAUUAAAUUAUUACAUUCAUUGUUUA
Planococcus citri (citrus mealybug) is the source of this 2209-nucleotide messenger RNA. RefSeq names its product heat shock 70 kDa protein cognate 5-like. Gene Ontology annotation, cellular component: mitochondrion; cytoplasm. The coding region runs from base 165 to 1706 and encodes 513 amino acids. Gene Ontology annotation, molecular function: ATP-dependent protein folding chaperone; ATP binding. The record is from RefSeq and is a predicted model, not a curated record. The transcript is spliced from 12 exons. NCBI's taxonomy places the organism in Eukaryota, Metazoa, Arthropoda, Insecta, Hemiptera, Pseudococcidae.